Messenger RNA from Phytophthora nicotianae INRA-310, 2762 nucleotides. RefSeq lists its product as hypothetical. The record is from RefSeq and is a predicted model, not a curated record. The coding region runs from base 128 to 2620 and encodes 830 amino acids. NCBI's taxonomy places the organism in Eukaryota, Oomycota, Peronosporomycetes, Peronosporales, Peronosporaceae. The transcript has a single exon.
CGCUGACAUUAAGCACGUUGGUGUCGCUGUCGCUCGCAGCGCCUCUUUUGUUAGUCCACCGCGUGGAUAUCUUCACCCUCCGUCUCGCGCUGCCACCUCCAUCUUUAUCAGUCGUUAACUCCUUAUAAUGGCUGAGAACCCGCAAGAAACGCACAUCCAGGACCAAGAGGAGGACAAGGCUGAUAACUCGAGCUCCGACGACGACUCGUCCUCCUCCAGCUCAGGCUCCUCCUCCUCCUCUUCAUCGUCUGAUUCUGAGUCGGAAGAUGAACCCGAGGCUGAGAAUGCCGGCACCGACGCCAACUCGACCAGCACACACGCCACUCCACCUGGAGGCAUAAGCAACCGCACGAGCCACGGCUACGCCAGCAAUUCGUCGGGACCGGCACUAUCUGCCCCGCGUCCUCACGGACUGGCAGCUAAUACUGAGACGCUGAAUGUCAAUUCGACUCGUGCAGCGGCCAGAUUUAAAGCUGCGGAACCAGGGGCGAUGAUGAUGCCCCUGGGCACGCGUAGACGAGACCGACGCACCAUUGAGGAAAUCCAGAGAGAUCUAAGGGACAAGAGGAAGAAACCUCUGGGCACGCCAGCAGCGAAGUCUAGUCCUCCUCCUCCUAGAGGCUCACCUGUGCGGUCUCCGGAAGCUGAAGCGGUGGUCAAUAGUGGAGCACCGAUGACUGUAGGUGGCCCGCUGGGUACAUUUGGGACGGCAGGACGACUGCCAGUAACCGGUAAGCGGAAAGCACAGUCGGCACAUGACAGAUUGGCCAUGAAACUCAAUGGACGAAAAACAACAAAUGCUAAGGCGAAAAAGACGCCCAACUCGACUGCUGGAAGCAAAACGGCGCCGCCUGUGUCAGUGAUGACGAACAAAACGAAACCCAUGACAGCCACAAGUUCGGCAGGCAUGACGACAGGAAACAGCAGUAGCAGCGAGCAUGGAGGUGACGCUGGAGGCGAAGGGUACAGUAGCAGCGUUAGCAGAUCCUCGGCACCAGCAGUAGAUGGCAAGGUGGUGCGCGCGAUGUUGCGUGCCAUGCUUCGUUAUGGAGACCUGACCGAUGUGGGUCUAUAUCCGACAGCUGCCAAUUUCGCAGACGAGUACAAGAUGCCCAACUUUAUUGAACGCUCGAACCUUCAAACGACCACCAAGAUUUCCAUUGACCGCCUCGAUAGUCUUGCUAAUGAAGUUGCUCAGAAAGCCAAGCAGGCGGUUGAGGCACGACCGCCGCAUGACAACAUAAAGAUUGCCGAAGUUGAAGCAAGAUCGUCACAGAUUAUCGAGCGUCUUUACGAAAACCUGAAACUUCGUGUCGCUGUCCAACGCGCGUUGCGUACCGCCGGAUGCACUUCGGGUAACGCACAAGCGAAUGCUCAAGGUGCGUAUGUAUUAGUGGCGAAACAGAGCGAUCUGUCUGUUCUGGGUGUCAACACUCGAGAUUUACCUAGCUGGACAUGGGCUGAAAAGGAGCAUGAUUGGACGCAAUGCAAAGAUGCCGCAUUACUUCUCGGCGUCUACGUGCACGGCUUUGGAGGUUGGGAAGAUAUUCUCAACGACGAUUUACUUCAUUUCCAGAAGCAACGCGCUUUAAAGGGAGAGCGUCUAAAGAAACGUGCGGAGAACCUGCUGAAGCGAUUGCCAGCUCCUGAUCUUGAUGCUGGCGACCCGCGCAUUGUACAGCAAGCGAGCUCUCUUAGUUCGGCGGGUGCAAACUCGAACCAAUCGUUAGGUGCACAGUUCAGUGCUAUCAUUCACAGUGGGGCCAUUCCUGGUGUGACAGCAUGCAUUCCCGCUAACUCGGUUACAGGAGGGGGUAGAAUGGCCCGUGCCGCUGAACGAUUCGCAGCUCGGCAACAGAAUGGUGAAGAUGUUAUGGGCCGACGUCAUAUUGGAUCUAGCAACGGUACAGGACCUUCAAAUGGCCAGGGAGUGGAUUCGGGACGACAACAAAGAACCCCGCCGAUGAGAUCCCCAGCGCAAGUCAGUGUGGUUGACAACGAACCGGAAGAAGGCGAAAUUGGAGGUGCAUCUCCAGCUCAGUCGACGUCGUCACGACACAAGAGGCGAUCGUCAUCAGUGGAAGAUGAAAACCAGACAUCAUCCCGUAAGAAGCACCGCAACAACAGCAUUGAAAGCUCAAGCAAGAAAGAAAAACGAAAGAAAGAGCAGCAACGAAGUGACCGUAGUGAGACGAAGACCAAUAAGACUCCCGCGGUGGUGGCAAAUUCCAUGGCUGAUGUUACGCCGUUGCCGCUUCUCUCAACCGACGAAUGCUACGAGAAGUGGAAACCCAACAAAAAGCUGCGCGAGAUCCGUCAAGUGCUUAAAAAGAUGAAAAUUAUGGCCGAGUGGUCUCGCAACCAAAAGGACGAGACUGUUGUUGAGAAGGUGUUCAAGUAUGUGAGUACAAUUGGUGAAGCGAUCGAUCGAAUUGUUACGCAGCACCAGGACAAGACCGAAGAUCUCCAGCGGGAUGCGUCAUCUCACGAAGUUGACGAGCUCUGUACGUGUCUAUGGACGUAUGCUGCUGGUUUCACUCCUUUCACGCCACAAGGAUUCGAGCGGCUCUACGAUGAUAUUUGCGCCGAUGGCGACGCUCUCAUUGCAACGAAAUCGUAACUCACACUCGGACAAAGUUUAGGUGAUGUUUAAAACAGAAGAUUGCGUGUGCAAAUUUUGCACACGCAUUUAAUGGGAAAAGAUAACUUUAGCAAAACAAAAAACGAAAUGUGUAUCCAACUUAUGGGUGACAAACACUCGC